CGCAAUUUCUCACUCCCCACUUUCUUCCGCUCUCUUCAGUCUCUGACAAUCUACAUGCGUUUGGCGUUCUGCAUUCUCGCCGGAAAUGACGAUCAAGGGCAAGGAAGUCGCCGGCAAAGAUUCAUCCGGAAAGAGGAAGCGAAUCGAUGGGAAUGACAAGUCUGGCGGUGGCCACAAGACGAGGAACCGGGGGGUUCUGCAGUUCUUCGAAGAUGCUGCUGAGGCUGGAGAUACCGACGACAGCUUCGACAGUGACUUUGAUGAUGAUUUUCUAGACGAGGAUUUUGAUACCGUGCAACCAACAAAGAAUGAACCUGCUAAGGCCCAUAGCCUUCCAGUUUUUCCCAAAGAGGAAGAGAUGGAUGAGGAAGAGUUUGAUAAAAUGAUGGAAGCACGUUAUGGCAAUAGCUCUACGUUCGCUACCUUCGCUGGAGAAGAGUAUGAUGAGAAAACAUUCGAGUUGAAUUCUUUAACAACCGCCAUUGAAUCAAUGCCCACUAUUUGGAAAGUCAAAUGCACAGUUGGGCGUGAAAGGCUUUUGGCUUUCUGUCUGAUGCAGAAGUUUGUUGAAUUGAAAUCCCUGGGUAAUAAACUGCAGAUAAUAUCUGCAUUUGCUGUUGACCAUAUGAAGGGAUAUAUCUACAUUGAAGCUGAAAAGCAAUAUGAUAUUUAUCAGGCAUGCAAUGGGAUCUCUGGUAUUUAUGUUACUCGAGUGCAUCCUCUUCCAAAGAAUGAAAUUCUUCAUCUGUUCUCAGUACGAAGUAGAUGCAAUGAAGUUUCUGUGGGUAUGUGGGCCCGAGUGAAAAAUGGUAAAUACAAGGGUGACCUAACACAGGUUGUGGCUGUGAACAAUACACGGAAAAAAGUGACAGUGAAGCUUAUUCCGAGAAUUGAUUUACAAGCGAUGGCUGCCAAAUUUGGUGGAGGACAUAGGCUUCAAAACAACGACACACCAGCUGCAAGAUUAAUCAGCUCCAGUGAACUUGAGGAAUUUCGACCUCUCAUGCAUUAUAGACGUGAUCGUGAGACUGGCAAGGUCUUUGAGGUUCUUGAUGGUCUAAUGCUCAAGGAUGGAUAUCUUUACAAGAAAGUAUCUAUGGAUUCAUUAAAUUUUUGGGGUGUUGUGCCGAAGGAUGAGGAGAUCUUAAAAUUUGUACCAUCUGAAAACACUGUAUCAAAUGAUAUGGAGUGGCUGACUCAGAUUUAUGGUGAGCCUAAGAAAAAGCGGAAUAUAAGAGGAGAUAAGGUAGGUGAGAAAGGAGAGGGCUCAUCUAGCUCUGGUGUAGUGAAAGGUUUUGAAAUGUAUGAUCUUGUAUGUUUUGGCAAGAAAGACUUUGGUGUUAUCAUAGGCAUGGAUAAAGAUGAUACCUACAAGAUACUGAAAGAGAGUCCUGAUGGACCUGUAGCUACAACUGUUGAACGCCGUAACAUAAAGAAUGGACUAGUUGAUGUAAAAUUUAGUGCCCAAGAUCAGCAGAAUAAGACCAUCACUGUUAAUGAUACUGUCAGGAUUAUUGGGGGCCCAUGUGAGGGUAAACAAGGAAUUGUUAGGUACAUCUAUAGAGGGGUUGUCUUUAUAUAUGAUGGUAAUGAGGAAGAGAAUGGUGGUUAUAUUACUGCCAAAUCUCAUAUGUGCGAGAAACUCAAGCAUAGUGCUGGUGAUUGUAGUGAAAAGGGCAAUGAACCAGAUUCUUCAGCCUUCGAAGAUUUGCCAACAUCUCCUAAAUCCCCUUUGUCACCUGAAAGGCCGUGGCAAGCAAGGGAAAAUAACCGUGAGUUCAGCAAUGGAAACAAUGAUGGAUUAUAUACUAUUGGUCAAACCUUGAGAAUUAGAGUGGGCCCUUUGAAGGGAUAUCUCUGUCGGGUCAUAGCUAUACGUCGCUCUGAUGUUACUGUGAAACUUGAUUCUCAGCAAAAGGUUCUUACAGUUAAAUGUGAGCAUCUUUCCGAGGUACAAGGGAAGAAAACUUCUAUGUCAUCAAGCGUUGACCCAGAUUCAAGCAAACCGUUUGGUCUACUGGGUACUGGGGAAAGUUCAGGAGGUUGGAUGGAUGGAAUUGGAGCAUCAGCUGGGGGUGACGGAUGGAAUACUGGAGGAGUACAAUCUGAAAGGAGUGGCUGGUCUAACCCUUCUACGUCAAACCUCCCGCAGUCUGAAUCUCUUUCAAAUCCUAUGAAUUCUGAGGGUGAUGCUUCUGGUGAAGGUGUAGAACAUAAUGCUUGGGGAGUCAGGAAUACUUCAGUUAAGAAAUCAUCCUGGGGUGCAGCAGCUGACAAUGCCAGAACUGCUUCUGACCCAGAUCAAUCUGGUGGAUGGAAUACUUCCAAAGCUUCAGGAGGGGAGCCCUCUAGUUGGGGUCGGAAAUGUGAUGAGGAUAUUAGAGACCAAAGUUGUCAAUCUUCAGGCUGGGGUCAAGGUAGUGGUCAAAAAAGCGGAUUGGCUGAUGGAGGAAACUCAAACUCUAGUUGGGGUGCUUGGAAGUCUGGAAGUAGUGAAGCCAAAGAAGUCGGAAACCCUUCUGUUAAUCAGGAUGCUGGUUGGAAAACUAAAUCUAACCAUGAAGAUAACUCUGGAGGACAUUCAGAUUCUGUCUGGGGCUCUCAGAAACCCAGUUCAAGUGAUGUGGAUGGAGAGCAACCCUCUGGAAGGAACCUUAAAAGCAGCUGGAAUGCUUCUAAGGCUUCAGGAGGAGAGCCCUCUGUUUGGGGUCAGAAAUCUGAUGAGAAUAUUGGUGAGCAACGUGGUCAAUCUUCUUGGAAUAGGGAGACAAUAUCAAGUAAAAGGCCAGCAGCAGGAUGGGGUCAAGGUGGUGGUCAAAAAAGCGGAUUGGCUGAUGGAGGAAACUCAAACACUAAUUGGGGUGCUUGGAAGUCUGGAAGUAGUGAAGCCAAAGAAGUCGGAAACCCUUCUGUUAAUCAGGAUGCUGGUAGGAAAACUAAGUCUAACCAUGAAGAUAACUCUGGAGGAAAUUCAGAUUCUGUGUGGGGCUCUCUGAAACCGAGUUCAAGUGAUGUGGAUGGGGACCAACCCUCUGGACGGAACCUUAAAAGCAACUGGAAUGCUUCUAAGGCUUCAGGAGGAGAGCCCUCUGUUUGGGGUCAGAAAUCUGAUGAGAAUAUUGGUGAGCAACGUGGUCAGUCUUCUUGGAAUAGGGAAAAAACAUCAAGUAAAAGUCCAGCAGCAGGAUGGGGUCAAGGUAGUGGUCAAAAAAGUUCAAGUGAUGUUUCGGCUGGAUGGGGUAAUAGUCCUGGCUGGAAAAGUGGAUCAAGUUCUGGCAACAAACAAAGUUCUGACUGGAACACCUCUGAAGUUGGUGCAACUGAUGUGGCUGAAAACCAGAGUUCUGAUUUGGACAAAUCAAGCAAUUGGAACACCAAAUUGACUAAUGCUGGAGGUAGCAAAGAUUUGAAGUGGGGUGGCAAAAGAAGUGAUACUAAGGAGGGUCUGGCUAAUGAUCAAAGUGGUUGGAACAGAAGAGAAACUGCUGAAAUUGGAAAGAAACCUAGCUGGGGUCAAGGAAGUGGUUCAAUCUGGAAUUCUGGUCGUGCUGAUGCUGGAAAUCAGGAUUCCAACUGGGGAAGGAAAAGCAACUGGAAUUCUGGAUCUGGCAAUCAAGACACCAACUGGAGAAGGAACAGUAGUUGGAACUCUGGAAAUGACUUGAAUGGAAACGAGUUUAAUGGUGGUAAUGAGGCUUCUGGUGAUGAUGGGUACCAGGGGAAUUGGAAUGGUGGUAAUGGGGGCAGGGGUGGCUCAGACAGAGGUGGAUUUGGGGGCAGGGGUGGCUCAGACAGAGGUGGAUUUAGGGGGAGGGGAGGUUUUCGGGGUAGAGGAGAACGGGGGAGCUUCGGUGGUCGGGGAGGUGAUCGAGGGGGUUUUGGUGGUGGCAGGGGAGGUGAACGUGGGGGAUUUCGUGGCAGGGGCAGAUCAAACAGGGAAGACUUUGGCGGUAGAUGGGGAUCAGAAAGCGGAUUUGGAGGCCGAGGCUGUGGAAGGAGGGAGCAACCUGGGGGUUGGAGUAGUAAAAAGGAUUUUGGUGAUGAUUCCUCUGACUGGAAGAAGGAGACAGAUAAUGAUAAUGAGGGGUGGAAGAAUAGCAGUGAGUCUGGAGCGGCUUGGAACCAAGGGAAUGCUGACAGGAAGGAGCACUCGAACUGGAAUCAAGGAGGUGGAAGCAAAAAACAAUGGCAGAGUUGGGGUUCAGCAGGAGAAUCCAGUGGUGCUUGGAACAGCAAGAGCUCAGACCAGCCGACAGAUGCUAAAGAAAAUUCUGGCUGGAACAAAGCAACCGAGUCUACUCAUCCAAAUGUGAUGGACGAGGGAAACUGUUGGGCCAAGCCUGAGUUGAAUCAGAAGGAAGAUACUUGGGGUCAAUCAAGUGCUACUGAUAAGGGUCAAUCAUCGAGUUGGAAUGCAUCAAGUGGAGGAGCAGGUUCUUGGGGUAAGAAAAAUGACGGGACCGGCACCAGUGGAUGGUGAAUGACAUCCGAACGUGCUAUCUAGCCCAAAGAAGGAAACUGACCUUGGUUGUUUCGUUUAGUUAAUAACUACUAACUCUUUUUUUGCAAUCUAAAGUCAGCAUAGAUCCCCAGUUCUGUUUGUCAAAACUUGAUGAUGUAUAGUGUUUCGCCCCCUUUUGUGCUUUGCAAUUGGAGCGGAUGGAUGAUCAAAUCCAAACUGCCGCUUCAAUUUAUGUUGGAGAUAUUAUUUCCAUGGAAUUAGGUGCAUACAAGUAGUAGCUUGCUUUUCACUGGUUAAUGUUAGUAUGUAACUCAUAUGUGCUGAUGUUCUGCAGCCGAAUUGCCAUCUUGUUUAUAGAAUUUGAUUUCUUGAUGCGUGCUUAGUAUCCUAAUU
Neltuma alba is the source of this 4855-nucleotide messenger RNA. RefSeq names its product protein RNA-directed DNA methylation 3. The coding region runs from base 86 to 4480 and encodes 1464 amino acids. Gene Ontology annotation, molecular function: mRNA binding. The record is from RefSeq and is a predicted model, not a curated record. The transcript has 19 exons. Gene Ontology annotation, biological process: regulation of transcription by RNA polymerase II; regulation of DNA-templated transcription elongation; transcription elongation-coupled chromatin remodeling. NCBI's taxonomy places the organism in Eukaryota, Viridiplantae, Streptophyta, Magnoliopsida, Fabales, Fabaceae. Gene Ontology annotation, cellular component: DSIF complex.